Molecule: messenger RNA, 561 nt
Organism: Phytophthora sojae
Lineage: Eukaryota; Oomycota; Peronosporomycetes; Peronosporales; Peronosporaceae
Exons: 2
Coding region: 1-561 (186 amino acids)
Source: RefSeq, a predicted model, not a curated record
AUGCAGUUCAACGGCUACUACUACGGUAUAAAGAUGUCGCGAGGCAGCACCACGUAUUACCAGUGUUCAACCUACCGAACUAAGAAGAAAUGCAAAGGAAAGGUCAUUGUCAAAGAGCUUGACGACGGUGGCACCGUCGUUAAAGAGACCGGUGAACACACAUGCAAGGCAGAGCCGGAGCCCAGCGUCAAGGACUGCGAUGAAGAGAUGCGUCAGUUGCUCGAGACUGAGGCUGUUACGUCUCCCGGCGUCAUCCCAUCAAGGCUGUUGAAGAAGGUCUGCGACCAGCUUGCAAAAAAGUACCCGGACCAGGCCAUGAAGCCCAUGCAGCGCGAGGAGGCCAUCAACUUCGGCAAUUACGUACGCAAGCAGGCCAACGGAGGUGACGAGUACCGCCAGAUCGUGAGAUUUCCGACGUUCAACGUGUUCUACGACAACGCGGGCAAGCGACAGCACAUCAUCGGAAUGGGUCACCCGGAUUUGAUCCGGUUACUCAAGUAUCCUGGAGCGUCUGUGUUCAUCGACGGCACGUUCAGCAUCACCCCGUCAGAAUUUCAGUAG